Molecule: messenger RNA, 216 nt
Organism: Protopolystoma xenopodis
Lineage: Eukaryota; Metazoa; Platyhelminthes; Monogenea; Polystomatidea; Polystomatidae
Source: the annotation of a GenBank genome assembly
AUGAACAGUGAAAUCUCUAACCAAUCACUUGAUAGCUACUCUUCGAUUGAGACUAUUUCAGGCGUCAAUCUCGACAUCCUCUUUAACGCACAGGUUUUCACUCGUACAGGUAUCCAUAAAGGAAACAUCGUCGCACUUAAGCCACUGCAUCGACAAAGCAUUACGCCCACAAAAAGAAUCAUGAUUGAGGUGAAAAAGGUUAGAGCAACUAGUUGA